UCGUACCUGAGAUGCUUAUUUUUGCCUCUCAGGAACCAGUUGGCAAGUCAGACCAACAUCAAUAUGCACAACUUUCCUUCGUUUAGCAAGAUGGCCCUAGACCUUGAGGCAAAGAUAGGGCAUGGACAGGCACCCACUGCGGAUGGAAGGAAGAAGACACUGCCUCCCAACUGGAAGGUGAAGGGCCGCUUAAUAAUUGUCGAUAACGAUGGUCCUACUAUCGAGCUAGACAACAACUUCCAGGAGGGAGUAGGUUCAGAGGCGGGCAGCGUAGAAGCUUCAGGGGGUGGAGUAGUCGCUGUUGUAACUCAGAAAGUCACCACGAAUGUCAGCCAAUAUGGCAUUGGCGCCGUGCUCGCGCAGCAGGAGGGGCCAAAGUUGAGGCCUGUAGAGUACAUGUCCAAGAAAAUGCCGUCUCAGAAGUUGGCUAAGUCCACCUAUGAGAAGGAACUCUAUGCGGUGUACAAGGCUCUGACCCAUUGGAGGCACUAUCUCCUUGGGAGGUUCUUCAUCCUUGGGACUGAUCAUCAGACCCUGAGAUGGAUGAGAACUCAGCCGGUGCUCUCUGACGCUCUCAAGCGUUGGAUCGGAGUCAUUGAGCAAUAUGACUUUGACCCUCAGUAUCUGAAAGGGGAGUACAACAAGGUUGCUGAUGCCUUGUCGCGUAGACCUGAUUUCUCAGGUGCGCUGAUUACUGAGUUCGAUCUGACGGACAAUGUUACUCAGUCCUUGGUGGAAGCCUAUCGCGAGGACCAGUUCAUGUCUGAGAUCAUACGCAGACUCCAGGCGAAGGACAAGAAGAACUCUGUCGAGUUUGAAUUGGUCAAUGGCUUGUUGUUCCUUGAGAAGGCGGGGAAUAAACGAUUUUGUGACCCUAAUAGUGAGCCUUAAAAGAGUUUUUGUUUUGAUUGCAAUAUCAAGUCAAUUUGUUACGAAAAUU
Molecule: messenger RNA, 940 nt
Organism: Chara braunii
Lineage: Eukaryota; Viridiplantae; Streptophyta; Charophyceae; Charales; Characeae
Source: the annotation of a GenBank genome assembly